AUGGAUGAGAGGUUUGAUGAUGAUGCGUCGUUUACGUCGUCGUUUACGUCGUCGUUUACUACGUCGUUUACGUCUGCGCGAGGAGGAGGAGGAGGAGGAGGAGGAGGAGGAGGAGGAGGAGGAGAAAAUUUCGACGAAUACGCGCUCGGGUGCCGCCCGUUCGCGUCUCGCACUCCGUGCAGGCACUCGAAACUGAACGAACGCUGCGAAGCCGGGAAGAUCGAUUACUUGGCGUUUUAUUUUUGCACGGAUGACAUCAACGACUACGUGCCGGCGUUUAUGAAAGUGCCUUUACUCGCCGUCUGGGCCGGGAUUUUGUUCAGCGCGAUUGCGAUUGUCGCGGACGUGUUCUUUGCGCCCGCUAUUCGAACGAUUUCGAAAAUGUUUAAACUGCCGGACGACGUCGCCGGGGCGACGUUGUUGGCGUUGGGCGGGUCGGCGCCGGACAUUUUUACGCAGUUGGCGGCGAUGUGUAUCAGCGAGGAACCGGAUUUUAAUUUGGCGAUGAGCGAAUCUGUCGGGGCAGGGAUUUACGUCUGUUCGAUUUGUAAGGCGUUGGCGGUGGUGUUUUCGCCAGGUGGUAGUGGGGUUACCGUGGAAGCGGUACCGUAUUUGAGAGAUUGCGUACACUACUGCGCGUUGUUGUUGAUUUCGUACGCCAUGUGUUCGUACGGUCAAAUUUCGUUCGCGUUUGGAUUUAUGUAUUUAGGUGUGUACGCGUUUUACGUGUGCUUUGUGAUUUACGGGAGACAUUGGGUGGAUGAUUUGAUUCCAAUGAGUUGGAAAGGGGUCGGGAGUGGUCACGGUAGUCAGAGUGGUAAACAUAGCAGCGGGAUGAAGACGGUGAAGAGCCACGUGUUGGAAGACGCGAGCGACGAGGAGGACAAUAAUAAUAAUAGCAUGGAGAUGGCACACGGAGUAGUUGGUCAUCAUCACGGUGGCGGGGAAGACGACGAUGACCAGGUGGAUUUACACAGAAUGUAUGAAAUCACCGACGACGAGGAUUCGGACGAUGAGUACGUGCACUCGCCGAUAAGUUCUCCGAGAGGUGGGGGCGGCGUCGCAACAACGACGAACAAAAAUCUGCACAACUUGAACAGCAAGUUCGCGCAAGGGUCGCAACGCGGCAGUAUUAGCGAUUCGGGCAAUAGAGGAGUUGGAGCGGCUAUUAAAAGUCGAAGACAUUCGGAUGGUUUUUCUUCCGGGCAGUAUUUUUCUUCCCUCGUUUCCUCUUUUCGAAGAUGGUUGUCCAUGCAAUCCGGAGCGAAGAAAUGGUCGGACGAUCCAACGACGUGGUUGACUGGAUGGAUCGUUGUUAUAGUGUCGUUGACUAUGCCAUCUACUAGCCGUGGCCGCGUGCGCCCAUUGCACGCCGCUGUUAUCGCGUUUGUCGCGCCGUUGUUCCUCUUAUACGCCACGGGCAUGUUGGACAUUGUUUUGUUCGGCUUCGAUGGCACGGCGAGAAGUUUACUGGAGAAAAAAAUGAACAAAAGCGCCAACGUUCGAGGACAACACGGUGAAUUACAAUUCUCCGCGUACGCCAUAUUUGCGAUAUGCGCGUUCUGGGCGAGACUCGCGCACGCGAGAACGCCCACUCGAGGCGCCGAUCCGAAAACCUCACCAAUUAUGCUCUUCUGCGCGUUUACGGUCGGCAUCGCCUGGAUGCACAUUUUAGCCGACGAAAUUGUCUUCAUGUUCCAAGCAUUCGGUCACAUCUUCGGUAUUCGAGAAUCUCUUUUAGGUGGCACGUUAAUGGCAUGGGGCGCGAGCGCGGGCGAUUUGGCCGGUAUGCUCGCCGUCGCCAGAAUGGGUCACGCAAAAAUGGCGGUCACCGCCUCCUUAGCCUCGCCGGGAACGCAACUCGCGGUCGGUUCCGGUAUUUCUAUCGUAAUCGUCCGAUUGAGAGGUAUUUCGGUCCCAAUCAAUUUCACGACACCAAUGAAAAUGCUCAUGCAAUACGGCAUCGCAGUCACCGCGUAUUACGUGUUUUUGGUUCCAGUCGUGCACAAAUUUUCAUUCAAGAAGGCGCAAGCGACGAGCAUUGCAAUCACGUACGCGGUAUUUGUCAUCGCCUUCGUCGCCGUCGCCAUGCGCGGCACAGAGUAA
Messenger RNA from Bathycoccus prasinos, 2106 nucleotides. Its product is annotated as sodium/calcium exchanger protein. Gene Ontology annotation, cellular component: membrane. NCBI's taxonomy places the organism in Eukaryota, Viridiplantae, Chlorophyta, Mamiellophyceae, Mamiellales, Bathycoccaceae. The record is from RefSeq and is a predicted model, not a curated record. Gene Ontology annotation, biological process: monoatomic cation transport; transmembrane transport. Gene Ontology annotation, molecular function: monoatomic cation transmembrane transporter activity. The transcript has a single exon. Bases 1 to 2106 code for a protein of 701 amino acids.